Messenger RNA from Ogataea philodendri, 2232 nucleotides. RefSeq lists its product as uncharacterized. Gene Ontology annotation, cellular component: cytoplasmic vesicle. Bases 1 to 2232 code for a protein of 743 amino acids. Gene Ontology annotation, biological process: endocytosis. NCBI's taxonomy places the organism in Eukaryota, Fungi, Ascomycota, Pichiomycetes, Pichiales, Pichiaceae. The transcript has 3 exons. The record is from RefSeq and is a predicted model, not a curated record.
AUGGCACCAUCCUUGGCGAGUCUUCGACUGAUACUGCUUUGUGACAAAUCCACCGGUGCGCUUUUUGCAGGUCCGGACUUCGCGUACUUUGCCUUCCUUUUAGCCAUCGCUCUCAUUCUAGCCGAUUGUUGUGGUUUUGAAGGAGUCGUCUGUUCGACUGCUUCUGGCUCUUCUUUUUUAGGAAAUUCUGGAGUUUGUUCUUUCGGCGUCGAAUCUUCGCUGAUUUCGUCUAUGCCUAGUUUCGAGGUGAACUCAGUCUUUAUUUUUUUCGAUGCAGGUUCAGAACUGUUGUUGAAAAACUCUGCUCCUGAACACAUCGUAAGCUCUCCAUCUCCUUCUUUCCAGUACAUCAAAGACCGAUUGACCAGCAUUCAACGAGAACAAUGCUCAAUUGAAGAAGUCGCCUCGUACACGUCACUCUUCGACGGACUAGACCCUGUCUUGGACAUUGAUUCCACUUGGAGAGUCGCCUGGAGAAAAACGGAUAGCGUUUUUGUCCUCAUAGUUGGUCAGACUUUCCCCGAAUACAUCGACGUGGUGAGCGACGAUGAGGAUGACGAGGAUGAUGAGGACGAUGAGGACGAGCAGGAAAUCCAACAAGGCGACAAGCAAGUUGUCAAGCUUUCUCGUACUGUCAAUAAUCUCCAAUACUUGCAAUUCUUGAACGAGUUUGGCUCGGUGGCCAAAUCAUUUCUCGGAGGAGCAUCUCUCACAAGAGCAAAGGUCGAAACGAGCGCAGCCAAUUUGAUUUUGAUCCUGCAAGAAAUGGUGGACGGCUCGUUUCCAUAUUUGACAGACAAGAACCAGCUUCACGAGUUGCUUCCGUCAAAUAGCAUAAUCAACAAGAUCUUAUCAACGACGAAGCAGAUUCAAGGUGCAGCUUCGAACUCAAUCAACUCUCUUGCACAAGGUUCAUCUUUGAUGCAUGCAUCGUCAUCCGCUUCGUCACUGGGAUCAAACCGUGCUAAUAAAACACCAGGGACUGCCUCCAUAUAUGAGAAAUCAGGCAACGAGUUUCCAUGGCGUAAAGUUAAUGUCAAACAUACACAGAACGAAAUGCUGGUGGAUCUGACAGAACGUAUAAGCUGGAUUGUUCCCUCUACUAAACAAAAUUUCCGUACGAACGGAGUUUCGUCCUAUUACAACUCCAGUCUGAGUACCAAGAAAAACACUCCAAUUAUGGCCACCAUAGAUGGAAAGGCCGAGUUCACCAGCUCUCUGAGCGGAAUUCCCACAAUUCAAUUGAUUUUGAAUCUGAACAAGCACGAUAUUGGUAUUCCAUCAUUCCAUCGUUGUAUCGACAUCGAUACUUGGACAAGUUCUCCAGGAGUGAUUGAAUUUGUUCCUCCAGACGGAAAAUUCAAACUACUAGACUACAAGAUCAACUUACUAGAGAAUGACGCAUCGGUGAACAUAUGGAACUACAUGGGAUUAGUGGAUUUGGAGCUUGUUGGGGGACAGGGCCUUGAAAAGAACGAAUUCGAGAUAAGACUGCAGACUAAAAUGCUCAACAGCGUUAAGGCCAUUGACGAUUUGCGGUUGCAGCUACAUGUUCCCGAUGGUUUUUCCGUCAGAUCGCUCAGAGUGACUCAUGGAGAUCUUGAAUCACGCAAAGAUUCUCAUGAGUGGGUCCUGGAGAAGUCAUUACCAACAGGACUUAAUUGCACAUUCCGAGGUCAGCUUUUAAGCAAGACAGGGAACCCAACCGCCGCCAAACUGGACUAUGUCACAGUCUCGUACUCCAACAAGGGCUCUGUCCCAAGCAUGAUAAAAGUGGACUCCAUCAAGGUGCUGAGUGGAGGAUCAUCAAACGUUAAGCCUUAUAAAGGUGUCAAGCAAUCGAGUUUCUGUGGCGAGACACGAUUAUAUUUUAAUGGUCUAUUAUUGGUUGCUAUUUCCCCAAAAAGCAAUCCAGGUACAAAAGUAUAUAAAGACUUGAGAGAGCCACUUAGCUUAUCAUCCAAUAUGUCCGGCUUCAUUGACAAAUUAUCAGACAAGUUUUCAGGUAACAACCACGAAGAGUCUCAGGGCUCUAACAACUUCGACAACUCAAACAAUCAAGGGAAUUUCGAUUCCAAUGACAACGACUCGGGCGAUUUCGAAGAUAAGAUGAAUCGUGAAGUCAGAAGUAAGAUGGGAGAUGAGAACACAACAGGAACUUGGAGCGGAAACAAACAUGCCGUGGGAAUGCACGAAAAAGGUGUCCAGACCAACGACAACCAGAAAUGGUGA